This is a messenger RNA of Rhizophagus irregularis DAOM 181602=DAOM 197198, 1221 nucleotides long. RefSeq lists its product as uncharacterized. NCBI's taxonomy places the organism in Eukaryota, Fungi, Glomeromycota, Glomeromycetes, Glomerales, Glomeraceae. The record is from RefSeq and is a predicted model, not a curated record.
AUGGCCCCCAAAAAAAAAUCUAAAAAUGCUACAUCAAAAAGAUUAGGUGGUACAGUUGCAGAAGGAUCAAAACAACCUAUAACAAAAAAUAGAAGUUCAUUUAAUACAAAUGAAGCAAGAACUAAGAAAAAUAAAUCUAUAGAGGAAAUAUCCUCAGACUUAGAAACUGUCGCAGAAGAAAAUGAACAAGCAUUAGCUAUAACAAACAGAAGUUUACCUGAAGCAAGAUCUAAAAAAGACAUAUUCGUCAUGGUAAUUCCUCCAGAAAUAAAAACUGCUGUUAUAGAAGAAUCUCAACAAGAAAAGAAUGCUCCGAAAAAAAGAAGUCUACCUAAUACCGUUGAAUCAAGAUUUAAGAAAAAAAAAUCUAUACAAGAGAUUCCUCCUGACAUAAUAGAUUUAGAGACAGUCGAAGGACCUGAACAACAAGGGCAAGAAAAUUUAAGUUUAUUCGAUUUCGAUAAAAUAACGAAUGAUAUUCCUAUAUUAAUUCCAGAUCGUCCAAACAUGAGAAACAAUUUAGAAUCAUACACAGAAUUUGAAAUUGCCGAUUUUGUUGCGGAUCAUCCACCAAUAUUGAAGCUGGCUAGUGUUCUUAAGGAAUCUAAAAGCGUAACGGCUGGAAAUUCUAGAAAUUGUAAAUUGCCAGCUCUUUCUCUUCAGAAAGAAAAGGGUAUAAAUAAUAAACUUUUGAUCGAAGAACUCAAGCUCCUAUUUCUAAAGUGUCGAAAACCGAAUUCGCAUGUUUUUAAUGCGAUUAUUUGUGCAAUUUAUCCAGAUUUGAGGGAUAAACUUCAUCAGGAGACAGCAAAGAAUAUUCAUCACGAAUGCGUAUUAAAAAUGGCAGACUAUAGGCACAAAUAUGUGAAAAAAAUAUCAGAAAUGGUGAAUACUUAUAUAAAAGAUGAAGAAAAGGUUACGGUUGAAGAAUACAUUGGCGAUUCGUGGAGAAACAUUUUAUUUAUGCAUCUUCCAUUUCGGCCUGGAUUCUCUCCCGCAUUUCGGCCUGGACUCUCUCUCGCAGAAACUUUUCCUGAAUUAGAAGUCAUUCCCUCUAACAAAAUAUCAAUUAGAGAAGCUGCAUGCCUUCAGAAUGCUGGUUUAGUAUCAGGGGGUAUAUGUAAUUGUAAAGGUGAAUGCAAUAGUAAUAAAUGUCGCUGUAAGAAGGCGGGUGGAGACUGUAGCAGUAGAUGUUAUAGUGGACGUUCGUGGCAAAAAUAA